Messenger RNA from Pyricularia oryzae 70-15, 876 nucleotides. RefSeq lists its product as uncharacterized. Bases 1 to 876 code for a protein of 291 amino acids. The transcript has 2 exons. The record is from RefSeq and is a predicted model, not a curated record. Lineage: Eukaryota; Fungi; Ascomycota; Sordariomycetes; Magnaporthales; Pyriculariaceae.
AUGUCCGACAUCCCCAAAGUUCCAUCCCCAUGGGUGCUCAAAGCCACUGCCUAUGCUUUUGGCUUCUGGGUACCUAGAAAGGAAGUUCGCGAGAAAGGAUUGCCUAGCAUUGCCUACUCACCACUCGAAGGUUCAUCGUCGUAUGCGAACCUCGACAACAGUAGACCGCUGGGCGGUCUGGCUAUGGUCGAACUCUUUCGGUAUACCGAGUCGCCGGUUGGACCAUACGACGAGAUCAUCUUGACGCCUGGUUUCCACGAGUAUACGGUCGAUGGCAAGGAUGGAAAGCCUGAGAAGAGGAAGAACACUCGGGUGACGAGGAUCUACGUCAGCCAGAAGCACACAUGCUGGAACGGAAGGAAGAAUUGGAACAUUCCCAAGCACCUGGCGCAAUUUGAAUGGACCACCAACGCCGACGGCUCCGAAACGGUCCGCGUCUUUCCCAACGACACGAGUGGCGACGCCAGCGAAGCCACCGUCAGCACGAUCCCUUUCUUUCAGGCGACCAUCAAGCCGGUGCCGUACGUCCCCGCGUUUCCGGUCUCGACGACGCCGCUCAAGUAUCUCGGUCUCGACAUCACCAUCGUCGCCCCGCCUCUUCCCGAGGGCCAGGGAAGCCAGGGCGAACUCCCCGGCACGGACAAGUGGUGCGCCAUCCUGCCAGGGAUAUCAUCUCCGAGAACCAUGCUGGCGUGGUUUGACAUCAAGCAGCCAGACCAUGGGUUGACGGCAGAGGAGGCCAAGAGCAGAGGAAUGAGCACUGAGGAAAACUUCUGGCCAGGUCUUGGGAGAUGGCAAUUCGGAGUCAAGAUGGAGAACACGACUGUGGAUUUCCCCGAUGCCAAGUAUUGGGAUCCGCCAAAGUCGCAUUUGUAA